Molecule: messenger RNA, 2186 nt
Organism: Sciurus carolinensis (gray squirrel)
Lineage: Eukaryota; Metazoa; Chordata; Mammalia; Rodentia; Sciuridae
Gene: Cep295nl
Product: CEP295 N-terminal like
Exons: 1
Coding region: 135-1808 (557 amino acids)
Biological process (GO): regulation of centriole replication
Cellular component (GO): centriole; centrosome; cytosol
Source: RefSeq, a predicted model, not a curated record
CACUCCCGAGAACGCCCAGCGAGCGGCACGUGUCCUCCUGCCCUCGCAGGUAGCAGUGGCCUCUCUGGGCCCCAGGUGCUAGAGGCCUCCCCCCUGGCUGCAGCCACCUGCCCUUGGAAACAGAACUCACAGAAAUGCAGAGAGCCAUGCUGCCAAGCGCCUCGCCGGAUGACGCAGUGGUGCUAUUGAGGCAGAAGCACAUGCUGCUACAAGUCAGGGACAAAGGAGACGGCAUUCUGCAGAGGAGACCCAACCUGCAGUGGAAGGCCCAGCAGCUGCUGCGCCUGGCCGAGGAGCUGCAGGCCGAGUGGCAGGAGGCCCAGCUCUUCCAAGACCUGGAGCAGCUGUGUUCAUCCCAUGCGCUGGGUGGGGCGGCAGAGUGGGCAGCGAGCGUCGCAGACGAGGCCAACGAAGGCGAAGACGAAGCCCAUGCUGAAGCCGACCCGGAGGAGCCCACCCAGCGAGCAGCAGAAAGAGCCCUGAGGGCCAAGGAGAAGCACAGAGUCGUCCUUCACGAACACAAGAGUCACAAGGAAGAACUGCCCAGACAGCAAGCCCGGCACCCCAAGCCCCGGAGGAAAGCAGCGGGUCCAGAGAGGCAGGGGGCUCCCAAGACCCGGGGUCUGGGUCCCGCUGAGAAGAGCAAAGGAAAGCGGGCCACUUCAAGCAAGAGCAGCCGUGGCCGGCGGACUGCAGACCCUCGGGUGGGCAGAAGCCUGAACCCACUCUUGGCCACGGCAGAAGAACUCAAGUACCUGGAGGAAAAGCAGCGAGGCCGGGAGGGGAGGAGGAGGAAGGCAGGAAAGGGGACCACCGUUCGCUUUGCCAGAGGCCUGAGGAACAGCUCUGAGGACCACUGCUCCAGGAACAGACUGGACGACUUCCAGCAGCUCUGGCCCAUGGGCCCCUCCCACAAGAGGGAAGCUGUGGCCCCCACACCUCCAGACAAGCGUAGCACCAAGAACAAGUGGCAGAGGGAGCUGGAGUUCGCCUUUGAGCAGCUGUUCAGUACAAACAGGAAGCUGAAGAGGCACUUGAACCUGCACCUGGACUCGAGGCCCAGGAAGGACCAGAACCCCCAAGAGCAGGACUUCUUAGUCAUGCAGGGCUGCGGCAGUGGCAGCCCACAAGAGAGGGUGGCAGAGGUGGAGACGCUGUCCGCUGGUGAGUCUGGGGACCCUGCAGAGGCCGAGGUCCCCCGGAUGUCAUCUAAGACCGAUUUAAAACCGUCGCUAAGCAAGGCCGAGCUCCUCAAAUACCAUCAGGUGGCCCAACCUUCAGUGAAAGAUGGAAGCCAGACAUCGCUGCCCGAGGUGAGAAGCGUCGUCGAGGAAGAGGACUUGCUCUCGAGGAGCACCGAGUGUGCACACGAGGCCUCCGAGCUGGCCACACUGCUGGAGAGCACCCCCGAGCCUCACCCGCAGGAGCCCGUGCUCGGAGCCGACUGGAUGGCUUUGGGACAGAGGCCGAGGAUGGAGUGGAGGAGGCAGAAGCCCUCCUUUGAGUCGGCGGAGGUCCCAGACAUGAGCCUGGAGAUCCACUACUCGCCCCAGCUGGAGGAGGAGCGGAGAGAGCGCAGAAAAGUGCGCCUGGCCCUCCUGCGGGCCUACCCCAACAGGUACCAGACGAAGGACAGAGGGUCGUUCAGAACCUCGUCCCCCUCCAGCAGCAGCAUCGUGGACGACGAGGAGAAACAGAAUCAGAUGAUCCGUGACAUCCAACUGCAGAUUUCAGAGCAGAACAAGUUGCACGAGGAGUUUCUGGAAAAAGCCAGGAAGCGCUUGCUAGAGUUUCAGAGCGUAUGUUGAAAGGCGAGGGUCCCACCCAUGCAGAAUACAGCACUGACGACGAUUCUGCCUGUGGUGUGCCUGAGUCUGCCCGGCCCGUGCGUUGCCGUCUCAGAACCCUGUAGGCCUCCCUAGAGGUCAGCGGUGUGCGCCCCCAUCCUCAGGCUGUCUCCUUGGCACAGAUGUGGGGAGCUGUGGGGUCUGGGGAGCGAGGCCAGCCUUUCUGGUGCAGACAGGGAAGGCUGCCUCCACGUGCCUCGGGCACAUGUGGAAACUCUAGGCAGAGUCCACUCUUCAGGUGUUUUAGCCGAGGAAACACUGGGACUUGAGGGGCAUCCCAGGUCGGGGGGCACAGUUUCAAGAGAUACAUCAUUUGAUGCUUAGCCCCGGGCCGAGACG